UCUUAUUAUAAAAAGAAAAAAGAUAAAGCUUUGUCGUACUCACUCAAAAAAGAUGAAUUCGAUUGAAGAAGACGAAAGGAGAAUCCUCGAUAUCGAAGAAUCUCUUAUACAGAAGGAAGUGAACAGUGUCUUAGCCGGAUUGUCUAAAUCAGCUGAAGAUGGUUCAGUAGACAUUUAUGGAAACCCACCAUCGAAGAAGAAAACAGGAAACUGGAAAGCUUGUCCCUUUAUUCUUGGAAACGAAUGCUGUGAGAGAUUAGCUUACUAUGGAAUUGCCAAGAAUCUAAUCACUUACUACACAAGUGAAUUACACGAGUCUAAUGUCUCUGCAGCUAGGCAUGUCAUGAUUUGGCAAGGAACUUGCUACUUCACACCUCUCAUUGGAGCUGUUAUAGCUGAUUCUUACUGGGGAAGAUACUGGACUAUUGCUUCUUUCUCUGCUAUUUAUUUCAUUGGAAUGGUUUCGUUGACCCUCUCAGCUUCAGUUCCUGGUUUAAAGCCAGGAUGUGUUGGCGUUGUUGCUGGUAUAUGCCCACCAGCAACAAUGGCUCAGUAUGCAGUUUUCUUUUUAGGGCUUUACCUUAUUGCACUUGGUACUGGAGGUAUCAAACCAUGUGUAUCAUCUUUUGGUGCUGAUCAGUUCGAUGAUACUGAUCCAAGGGAAAGAAUUAGAAAAGCUUCUUUCUUUAACUGGUUCUACUUCUCUAUCAACAUUGGUUCAUUCAUCUCAUCGACUUUGCUCGUUUGGGUUCAAGAGAACUCCGGGUGGGGGCUCGGUUUCUUGAUCCCCACCGUGUUUAUGGGAGCUUCUAUUGCAAGUUUCUUUAUUGGAACUCCGCUUUAUAGGUUCCAGAAACCAGGAGGUAGCCCGAUUACUAGAGUUUGUCAAGUUCUUGUAGCUGCUUACCGUAAACUGAGUCUCAAUCUCCCUGAAGAUACCUCGUUUCUUUAUGAAACACAAGAGAAGAACUCCAUAAUUGCUGGAAGCAGGAAGAUUCAGCACACUGACGGUUACAAGUGUCUUGACAAAGCUGCUAUUAUCUCAGAAGAAGAAUCGAACUCUGGUUUUUCCAACCCGUGGAAGCUAUGUACUGUAACUCAAGUCGAAGAAGUUAAGAUACUGAUGCGUAUGUUUCCAAUAUGGGCCUCGGGGAUCGUCUACUCUGUCCUGUAUAUACAGAUCUCAACUCUGUUUGUGCAACAAGGACGGUCCAUGAACCGUAUAGUCCACUCUUUCGAGAUCCCUCCCGCUUCAUUCGGGGUCUUCGACACACUUAUAGUGCUCAUUUCCAUCCCAAUCUAUGACCGUUUCUUUGUACCGUUUGUGAGACGGUUCACAGGCACACCAAAAGGGUUAACUGAUCUACAGAGGAUGGGCGUUGGUUUGUUUCUCUGUGUACUAAGCAUUGCAGCUGCAGCAGUUGUUGAGACAGUACGGUUGCAGCUCGCGCAAGAGAGUCUUUCAAUGAGUAUAUUUUGGCAGGUACCUCAGUACAUACUAAUGGGAGUUGCAGAGGUCUUCUUCUUCAUCGGUCGAGUUGAGUUUUUCUAUGAGCAGUCUCCUGAUGCAAUGAGAAGCGUGUGUAGCGCUUUGGCCCUUCUCAAUACAGCAGUCGGAAGCUACCUGAGUUCGGUGAUCAUUACUAUUGUCGCGUACUUUACGACAAUUGGAGGUAAUGAUGGUUGGAUUCCAGAUGACCUUGAUAAAGGACAUCUUGACUACUUCUUUUGGCUUUUGGUCUUUCUUGGACUUGUCAACAUUCCUGUCUAUGCCUUCUUCUCUGUUAAGCACACAAAGAAGAAGGCUCUAUAAGCUAUUGUAUUGGUUUCAUCAUGUUCAUGGUGAUAUACUCUGUUUUAUGUAUAGUCUUGUACAGUCCUGGAUGCAGGAUACUUGUGUAGAUUUUCCAAAAUAUGAAUAUGUUUCGGCCUUUGUAGUCUUUGUACAAAGAACGAUUAUUGGGUCAUUUGUAAAAAAAUUUGGUGUAUAUUUUGUAAUGGCUUUGAUUGGUA
This is a messenger RNA of Camelina sativa (false flax), 2013 nucleotides long. Lineage: Eukaryota; Viridiplantae; Streptophyta; Magnoliopsida; Brassicales; Brassicaceae. The record is from RefSeq and is a predicted model, not a curated record.